Molecule: messenger RNA, 8029 nt
Organism: Micropterus salmoides (largemouth bass)
Lineage: Eukaryota; Metazoa; Chordata; Actinopteri; Centrarchiformes; Centrarchidae
Product: mucin-17-like
Exons: 3
Coding region: 292-6240 (1982 amino acids)
Source: RefSeq, a predicted model, not a curated record
GGUGGAGGUGUCUGCUGACCGCCUGCAGGGGCUGCACCUCAGCCAUCUCAGGUGGCCUGGGAAACCCCCAUCUGCCCCUGCAGCACACACUGAAAGCAACAGUUAUAUUUUUGGAGUGGCCACGGGCACUGUGGCUCGCUCCCUAAGGCUUCAGUUCACUUCAGGAUGAGUCGGCCAUGUGGCACUCUGAGCCGGGAUUAACAAGCAGAGAGCAGUUUGUCCCGACAGCCGCUCGCCAAAGCCUCUCCAGUAAAACACUAGCAACACCUAUUUCCACUUCAGGAGUUUGAAAUGCUGAUGGAAGUCAGCUACGGUAACGGGCUGGAUUCUGACCUUUCCCAGCAGUAUCCUCCACCCUUACUGCCAAAACCAGGCAAAGACAACGCGAGGCUUCAGAAACUCAAGAAGAAGAGAGCCAAGAAAAAAGGCAGCCUCUCUCAGACGCCCGUCCCCUUUCGCUCCUGUUUGUCGCCUGUCAACGAAGCGAGCACAGACCUUGAGCACAGCGACCAGUCCAGCCCAGCAAGGACACCUGAUUCAGCCUACAAUGCAGAGUCCUCAGUGUCCAAUUUCCCGCUUGGCUCCCUCUACGAUCAGUCUGCAUCUGCAUACCCUCAUCCUCGGAGCAGCCCCUAUGGCCAAACUGGCAGCCUACCCCCUCAAUCCUACAUAUCUCAGAUCAGGACGUCUGAAGAACAGGUGGCUCCGCUAUAUGAGUGUUCCUCUUUUUUAUUCGAUGACGUGACCCCUUUCAUGAUGCCACAUUUGGCUUCACCACCCCCCUCACCACCUGAGCAGGUUCCAGCACCACCUCUUUCUUCUCCUUUGAGCUUAAACACAACACCGAAUUCCCAUGGGUCAGUCACAACAGUCCCUCCAGUCGCUGAGUCGCAGUCCAGCACUAAAAUAUCAACUCACAGCCUGAUCCUAUCCCCAGCCGCCCCCAACUGUAACACAGGCCCGGCACCUUCUCAAGUUUCAAAUGUACCUCCUGUUCCACUGCUGCUCUCAGUUUCAAACACUCAGACACAACCUUUUACACUCAGCCACUGGGAGACAAACGGCAGUUCAAAGGACAACCCUCAGAGCCAGACAUCAUCUUGGACUGCCAGACCUACCAGUAAUGGCAACUUUUUUCCAAGCCAGAUGUCCCCUGAGAUAACUGCCUCAAAAAUAUCACUUGUUCAAGCAGUGAAAGAGACAAGGCCUGAUGCUGCACAAACCAGGAUUUACACAUCAAAGGCAAAAUUUUAUGAGAUUGCUAAACCUCCCUCCAUCCAGGACCUCACAGUAAUAAACCCCACCUACCAGGAAGCAUCAUUGUCUGCUGAAUACGAAGAGAAAACAGCUGUGUCAGUGGUGAAAACUGAUCCGAAAUCGUCCUGGCCCCACUGUGGAAGACCUAAGACUCCCUCUUGUACACCUGCUCGAGUGUCCACGCCCUUUAUUGAAAUAUCGAAACCUAACCCGCUUUUAUUUGCAGCAAGUCCUGCUUUCAACUGCUUCCAAGAUUUACAAGCUCCUGCAAUUCCCAAUGAGGCUUUAAGACACAAAUCACUGAUUCAAGCUAAUGGUAUAAGUAAACCUCCAGCUGCCACUGAUGAAUUGAAGCAGACUGAUGUUAAUCACAUUCCUUCAGUCAAACAAGCCAGCAAUUACAAAAAGAUAGAGAUUCAAAAUACACAAAGGAGUAAAAUAAAUACUGAGCUGUACCCCGGAGAGAAUUUAGCAUCAAGUAUGACAGCACCUGAUUCUCCUGUGGUCAAACCAACACUAAUAGAAAGUGAAGCUUCAUCUUUGCCAAAGGUUCCAUCAUUUUUCUCCACUGUACCAAAGACCUCAAGUCUCAACCCCACACCAGUGAUUUCAAUGCAAGCACCACCAAGUCCAAGCCCCCUGUUGUCUACUUAUCAUCCCCCUGUGGUUGAGGCACGCAAGUCUUUGACGUCACUAUUGGAGACUCAAAUGUCAUUGGGGACUUCAAAGCCCAAAUCACGUUCAAUGUAUUACGGGCUUACUCCGGCUGAGUAUGUUGCCUAUGGUGGGAUUAGGACUAUCGCAUCGCAUCAUAGCCCUGUACCCCCCAGCGUCAUUGAAACCUCUUCAAAUAAUACACAGUCAGAUGUAGCUGUAGAUGGAUCACAUGUCUCAAAGUCUGAUGCAACCAAACAACUCAAUGGACAUCAAGAUCUUCCCUCUUUGGUGGAAGUUUCUACUGCUCACAUUUUACAACCUCUGUCAACUCCAAUGGAUUCUGAGCUUCCAGCUAAACAGAACAUCACACAUAGAAAAGAUGUUCUUGAAGAAAGUCAGUCUGAAGCUCACAGUGUUGGGAUACAAUCACUUAAAACAUCUAGCGUGGACACAAUAAAACCUGAUCUUUCCCUUGGCUUGGCACAGAAAACAAUGCAACAAUCCACAAGUGACGUAUCCACACCAAAAGCCUCAUACUCUGAGGCUCCAAUACCAAUACCUAAAGCAGGUGAGGUACACACACAAAGUGCGGCACUAUUUUCUGUAGAGGCAGCGUUAAAGACUCCAUGCCUGAGUGUGAGCAGUGAUCUAUCAAGUUCUUCCUCACCUUUAGUGAAAGUAGAUUCAAAUGCAGAAACACAGCAUAGCACAAAAGGGAUAGAUGUCAUAGAGAAAGGUGACAAUCUUAAGAAAACUCCUACAAAAGGACAAUCCAAGGUCACAAAACAAACAGAGAUAGCUCUGGCUCAGUCUUACCAAACUGCUAGUGUAGUCAGUCCGUCAACAGCCAAUACUCUUAAUGUCCAACUCACUGCCAAGCCUGUUAAAGACCUAGCUGACUGUAAAAAUCUGGUUGUUCAAUCUUGUGCCACAGAGUUAGAGCACAAAUUCUCAGAGAAUGCCAUCAUAAAUGGUGAGUUCAUCCUAGGAAAACAACCAGCCACCAAACUGGUUUCAGAAACACCACUGCCCAGUAAAGUGGCCACAGCAGCAGUUUUACACAAACAAAGGGAAGAGGUUAAACAGCAUAUCAAAGCGAACAGCGGGUUCACUCUACCCAAUAAAACAAACACGGGGAACAUUUUGCCUUCUGCAGCUGCUCAUACAGAACUUAUUCUUGACAAAAUACAUACUGAGCCUCAAUUCUCUAAAGACUCUAUCAUCACUACCACAGGAUCCAUUUUGCCACAUGAGCCUGUCACAGCAUCUGUAUGUUUUGCACAGUCCAAUAUCUGCACAGUAUCUGCAGCCAUCCAAAGCAAAAAAAUAGUACAACAGCUCAGCACAGAAACUAAAAUUCUCAGAAAUAGUAAAACGAUAGACAACAACAUCCAUUUGCCAGGAGAAGGUAUCUCUGCAAAAUCUUCUCAAGCACCAUGUGUACCAAAUACGCCUGCUAUUAAUAUUAACUUAGUGGGCAAAUCUACCACAGAAACCAAACUACCUGACCUAUCUGCCACUGCAGCUACAUCACCCAACCUUUCAAAUGUUAAAUUCCCUUUAAAUAUGACCUCCAGUGCACCCACAGUACUAACCAAAACUAGUGAGAAUGUACUUCUAAACAUGCAGAGUAGCAUAGGAUCCAGAGGCCAAGUUGUUCAAGGAGCAAAUUCAAGCAGAGCUACAGUAGAGGCCACACGCGCACCUCAAACCAGUUUUAACAUCCCUGCUAACGAUUCAAUACUAUCGAGCCAAGUUAAUACAGAAGCCAAACUCCUCGCUUAUAAUAAUGUUGACACUAACAGAAACAGCAACUCAACAGAAUUGCAUCCACAACCCACCAAUGAAAGAGUAGGCCUAUUGACUGGGAAAACACCAACAGAGCAUCUUCCCACUAUACAUAUUGGUGGAGAAAACAUUCAAACAAAAUCUGUUGCUGAAACAAGACCUAACCUUUCAAAAGAAAACACAGUGCUGAACAUGUCUAGAAGUGAAACCAAACUGUAUAACAAACUGUCUGCAGGAUUAUCAACUGUCAGUAAAUCUUCCACAGGUAUGGUCUCACCUAGACAACCAGGAGGUAUAGAGGCUACUCAACACAUCAGAUCUGUUGCAGACCCACCAGUGAGCAUUGAACAUUAUUUUGAUAAUGUACAGGUUAGAAAAACGUCUGUGCCAUCUAGCCCUACCAUGAGGCAUGUGACAGCAAAAAGCCCUCAGCUGAGAUCAGACAGACCUGAUAGUCUAUCUGCAACAAAGCCAGUCAUCGAUGCAAAACCUGCUUCUGGCUCUGUUGCUCAAACAAGAAUCUACACAAACUCAAAAGCAGAUGGGAAACAGAUCGUCAACCUUCUUGCUGAGCACAGAUCAUCUGAGCCAUCAGCACCACAAAUUACCGCUAAAACCACUGUAAAAGACCAGACAAUUAUAGUCAACAAAUCAUUAGCAAGUCCCACUACAAAAACCAAAAAAUCUGUAACAUCUAAUACUGAGACAAUGUCCUGUUUUUCAGGUAAUGUCAUGGCUAAUGUAUCUAGUAUCAGUUUAGAACAGCAAACCAUUGCAAGGUCAAGUCAAAUCACAUCGUCUGGAGAUAAUGUUCAAACCUCUGUGAAUUCACUGAGCUCUCAGAAUGGACGUAAACAAUUUAGGCAAUCUGUCACUGAAACAAAGAAAUCUAUAGAAACUAAUAUUCACACUGUAAAUCCUCAAACCCUUUCACACACUGAUUUAAAUAACCAUGCAGCAACAGAUAUUUACCCCCUUGAUAAAGCCACCAGAGAUGCUAAAGCCCCACUUAGCCCUCAUACAGUAACUAAACCUUGGACAGCAACAAGAGCCUCCCCUCUACCCGAGGCAAGAAUGUGUAAUACCCCUAUUCAAACCUAUACUCCAACCCUACCCCAGUCCUCUCAAACUCCUGUCUUUUUAAACCAUAUGACAGAAACAAAACCCUGGUCAUUUAUUAUGAAAGACCAGACAAACUCUCCCCUUAUACCUCUUCAGAAUAAUACACCUUCAAACAAUGUUCAGCCCUCUGCUAACUCAAUCAAAGAGAAUAUCUCAAAACCAGGAAUCAAACCACCCACAACUAAGGAUUAUUCAGUCCUAACUAACAAUACUGAGGUAAAAGUACAUUCCCAAACACACAAGAUAAAAACAAAUCUAGCAACUAAUUCCAGUAGGGAAGGAAAACUCGCCUCACUUAACACUGAAACUAGCUCUCCCAUCUAUUUUAUCGAUGCUGUUUUAACCAGUAAACCUAUUGUAAAAGCACAACCUCCCAUGAAGCAGGUAGAAUCACCACCAUCCUCAGCCGCUGUAGAAACUAAACUCUCAGAUGUAAAAAACGAUUUCUCAAAGUCUCCCCCUAAUCCGGUCCAGAAUUGCUUGCACCUUGGUAAUGUUCAGUCAUCGACAGAGCCACAAGUAGAGAACAUUUUCCCUGCAAAGCCAGAAACAGACACUGUCAUGAAACCACCCAUAAAUAAAGCCGCUGUGAUUGACUCUGCCACUCCUGCCUCUCUGCCUCAGGCCUCAGUCUCAAUCAAAGCUCCAUCCCCAAACAGAGGAACAUCACCGCCAUCUCAGCAAAAAACUGGACUCAAAGACAAGGACCUUCUGAGGACCAAAACUACAGCUGCACCGACGGAAGCUCCGGCAGUCAAACCCUCCACGAAGUCAGCGACAUCAACUGCAUCUUCAACUACUGAAAAGAAGAUUAUGCAGACAGAGACAUCCCCUUCAUCAAAUGAGCCCAAAACAGCCCAGAAACUGAAAGGUCUUAAGGGUAAGCUCAGUGGAUGGACACGGCUCAAGAAACACAUGGUCAUUGAGCCGGAGGAACCUGAAUUUCCACAACCAGAGAUCAAAUCUAAGGUCGAUUCUAGUGGCAGCAACGAGACAACAGAUCAUGGUGGUAGUGAUAAGUUGUCAGAAGACCAGUGUGGUAAUCAAGAGGCAGUUAUGAACAAAGAAGGUCCCAAGGCAUUGAAGAUGUGGGAUGCGCUCCUCUUUCAGAUGUUUUCUACCAAAGACCGAAUCAUGCACCAGAUCAACGCCACCAAGAAAGAUUCAGACAAGAAAAACGCCUCUAAAGACAGUCAAGCAGAAGUUCCCUCUUUUGUCAAUCGGCUGCCGAUUUUGCUUUACAGCCCCCGCUUUGAUGCCAGGAAGCUCAAAGAGGCGGCAGAGAAGCCGCUCACAAAAAUAGCAGCAGUGUUUGAAAGGGGGCUCAUUAAACGCAAAGGUCAGGAAGACGAACAUAAGGACUUCAACAGAAAAGCUAGAGGAUUUGGUUCGACGAAAACUACAGAUAUGAACUGAUGCAAUAGUAUGUUUGGGGCUGAUGAAUGAUAAGUGAUGUGUUCGGUUUCUCUGUUGUGUAAUUCAUCACGAAACACAAUGAUGCAGUGAUCUCAGGUAGGUGAGGGAGAAUCGGAGAAAACGAAGCAUACAAAGAGAAUCUGGAAGAAAAUAGUUUAUUUAUGGAUUUCUGCAGUAAAAUAGCUGAAGUUAAUUUUAUAACUCGUUGCUGCUGUGAGGAGGAAAAUUAUCCUCGAGGGGAGAAAAAAUAUAUAUAAGUGUCAUUGAUUGCCGCUUUAUCAACAUCUAUUUUACCUGAACAAAAACUUUUGUCAUGGUCUUUAAAUUUAAACUGCUAAGAAAGCAAAGAAUGGUCAAAAAUAAUAAUACAGCGAUUAUACAGGUGUGACAUCUUUGUACUUUUAACAAAAUCAAAUAAGGAUUUGACAAAAAAAAGACAAGGCAAAUUAAAAAGCAUUAUAUACUCCGCAACUCUACUUGGUUAGAUUUGUUCUUUUUUCAUUUAAUGAUAGAUGUAGCGUUGAAUGCAUGUGCUGUAGAUACUUUGAUAGAUAAAAGAUUGUUUCAAUUGCCAUGCUCUACCUUUUUCUAUUUUUCUAAACAAAGUAAGGCCUUUAGUGCGCAGCGCUGGUAGGCAGUUUUUAAUCUGUGAUAAAUAGGGCUUUUACAUUCCUGGAACAACAGGGCAGAUAGAAGGAAGAAGGAAAACAGAGAUCGAUGAAAUGUGAAGGUGCAGUCAGAACAGAUUUAGGUGUCUGUAAGUCACGUAUGGAUGGAAACGAAGCGGCAGAUGUCUGGGCUUUCGAUCGGGGCAGGAAACUACAACCACACAGGCUGGUACAUCUUGGGCUGGGUUACAUGGGCUACGUGGCAAUGUCGUGUCUUUUGGUCGGUUGCUCCACUUUGGUCUUGACUGACAUGUUUUAACAUGUAUUAGAUGGUAAACUUUAUACCAGUCAAACACUAACAUGCUAGCAUUGUCACAGUGAGACUGUUAACAUCAGGUGAAAACUGACUAUAAUUGAUUUUUUUGGUAGUAUUUGAGACCAUCACUUUAUACAUUGCCAAGUCCUAAUACAUCCCAAAAUAAAAUUCUUGUUUCUUCAUAUCAGCAAUAUUGUGUAAAAACUCUUGACUUUUAUUAUUUUUUAAAGAUGUUAAGUACUCCAACGCCCUUUGUCAGUUGGGGAAAGUCUAUGAAGAUAAACUUUAAAAUGUUUGCAUAUAUAUGUAUAAGGCUGUUUUCCUUAGUUGCAAGAAGUUGGAGAGCCAUUGUUUUCAUCCGACAUUGAUGAUAUGAUAACAAAAUUUCCAGCCACUAUAAGACAUAAACAUAGUCACUGUUGAUGGAUAGUAAUUUCCUGCUCUGUGGUGGAUCUUCUAGGACUUGUGAACACUAUUACUGAGUUUAGAUUGUAACUAGGAUGUAGAAGAGAAGACCAAUGAAUGAUGAUGAUGUUGAUGAUGAUGAUGAUAAGACCUGCUGUAGGAGGACUAAAGAAGAAUAUGUUAGAUGAUGAGUGUGAUGUUUCACAGCUUCGGAGGAUUUUGCUGCUGCCGUAGCAGAUAUAAGCAUGUUGAUGUAUUUUGACCCUUUUUGUCUCUGUAUUGGGUUUUGGAAAUUGUUGUUUUCCCUAAGAUGACCAUCGUGACGUGGAAUUUAUUGUAGGUGAGGGGGACUUUACCCCUGUAAGCUAACCAUAGCCCCAUUUAUUACACUGACGCUUAAACUAUAAAAUGUUUUUGUUUACUGCGUGAUUCUCAAAAAUGCAUAAAUUUGAAUGUGAAA